Molecule: messenger RNA, 4597 nt
Organism: Leptopilina boulardi
Lineage: Eukaryota; Metazoa; Arthropoda; Insecta; Hymenoptera; Figitidae
Product: nuclear RNA export factor 1-like
Exons: 10
Coding region: 281-2188 (635 amino acids)
Biological process (GO): poly(A)+ mRNA export from nucleus
Cellular component (GO): cytoplasm; nucleus
Molecular function (GO): protein binding; RNA binding
Source: RefSeq, a predicted model, not a curated record
UGACUCCGCCAUUUCUGUCAUUUCUGUUUUAUGGUGUAACUGUGAAUUAGUGAAAGGAUUGUUUUUACUUAAAUGUUGAUCUAUCAACCAAGUGCAAUCAAGUGUCAGCAUUAAAAAGUGGUACACAGAUCAAAAUAUUUUAAUUUCUGCCUUGAUAACAACUAUAGACGCAAAUAAAGACAAUAUUUUGGUUUUGGAAAUUUAACCUGAUACAUCUGCGUCUUUAAAACGUUAUGUACAUAAUUUUCUAGUUUUACGGUGUUUCUAUCUUGGAAAAAAGAUGCCGAAGAAAUCUAAUAAAACCUCUUGGGGUGGGAAAGGAAAUUUUAGAUCAGGAAACCACGAGGAUAAGCAUUAUUUUGGUCAUGAUGAUCGUGUUAGACGCCCAGAAGGUAACAAUGUGUUUACUGGAAAUAGACCUAGAGUAUCAUUUAAAACACAAUUUAAAGUAGCAAAAGAAAAACAGCGACAUUUAGACUUUGAAGAUAUUGCCAUGACUGUUGGAAGCAAUAAUAAUGGUAGACAAGUUGUUAUAAGAGGAAGAAAUAGAAAUAAUUUCAAUACAUCUGCUUCUCGAGCACGUGGAAGAAAUAGUCCAUUACCACCUCGAAUGUCAAAUAAAUAUGUUGUAAGACCAGCUCAAUUAAACAUAGGUGAAGCCAGUUGGUACAAAGUUGUCAUAUUGUACGGCUUUAAAUAUCCCAAGGAAUUUGUAUUAAAUACACUUAUGUCUCAUUUAGCACCUGACACUUUCGUACCCAUCAUGUAUAAAAUAACGGAAAAGGAAGCUUACUUCUUCGUAGAUAAUGUGAAUAUAGCAACUAAAUUACAAAGAAUUGAUAAUCAAAUUUCGACAAAUGAUGGAUUUAAAUUAAAAAUUCGUGUAAAGCCAGGAAUUCCAACAUUUGAGAUUAAUGAUGCUUUUAAAGAGAGAUUGAAGCAAGCAAUGAAUAAGAGAUAUUCACAGGAAACGAAUGCAUUGGAUCUUUCGAAAUUUCAUCUUGAUCCAGAGCUUGCUGAUGAUUACUUUUGUGCUCUAUACAAAAUUCCUAUUCUAAUAACAGUGUUGGACAUUGUUGCAACUCACAUUCCAAAUUUGGAAGCCUUAAAUCUAGAUGGAAACAAAUUACAUAUAAUCGACAGACUUGGUGUGCUUAAAACAAAAUUGGAGAAACUCAAGAUUUUAUACAUUGGAGAUAACAAAAUUCGAGAAAUGAGUCAAUUAGACGCUAUUAAGGAUUUAAAAUUGGAAGAAUUAAGGCUGGCAGGAAAUCCCGUGUGCAAUAAGUAUAAAACUCGUCACAGUGAAUAUGUAAGUGCUGUGCGGAAAAAGUUUCCAAAACUUCUUCGUCUGGACGGUGUAGAAUUGCCACGACCAAUUUUGUUCGAUGUAGUUGACGAAGGCGUCAAAUUACCACCAUCGAAGACGAUUUUUAUUGCCGAUCCUAAGGCGCAAGAAAUUGCAAAUCAAUUUUUGCAACAAUAUUUUGUCAUUUUUGACAGUGAUAAUCGACAGCCUUUAUUGGAUGCUUAUCACGAACACGCAUGUUUCAGUAUGACAGUAUCAUCUGCUCUUAGUACCAACAAAUCGAACGCUUAUUUUAGUGAGAAUCGAAAUUUAUUUCGAAUAAACGAUCCCAAUAGACGUCGAAAACUUAUUAAAAUUGGAAAGUUACCGGUUGUUUCUUUUAUAACGGAAAUACCACGUACCAAACAUGAUUUGAAUUCUUUUACAAUGGAUCUCAGCUUCGUCAUUGAAGGCAUGAUGCUCAUUACAGUCACUGGCCUAUUUAGGGAACUUGACACUAAGGAUACGGCACUUCGUUUUUUCAACCGAACAUUUGUGAUUGUUCCUGAAGGCAGUGGCUAUUGCAUUCGAAAUGAGCAAUUAUUCAUUGCAAAUCCAACUGAACUUCAAGAAAAGCGGGCUUUCAACACUCAACCUGCACCUUCUUUGCCAUCGGGAAGUUCAUCGUACAAUGCUCCAAAUGUGCCAAAUAUUUCCGGUGAACCAAUGGAGGAAAUUAAACAAAGUAUGACCCUAAGUUUGAGUCAACAAACAAACAUGAAUGUAGAGUGGAGUUUAAAGUGUCUAGCGGAAGUGCAGUGGAAUUUCGAUAAUGCUCUUGCCGCUUUCCACGAAUUUUACAAUAGAGGACAAAUACCACCAGAAGCAUUUAAAAAAUGAGCUGACUUCAAUUAAAAUGCAAUGCAUUGUAAAACAAAAGGAAAAAGAAAAAAAGUGAAUUUUUUUUCAAUUCUACUGAAAAACAAUUGUCUAUUUUUUGUUUUUUCAGCCGUGUUAUUAAAUUAAUUUUUUUUUUUUUGUAAAAGAGUAAUUUUGUUCUUUCAAAUUAAUUUUUUUUUUAUUUCUUUACGACGUAAGUAGUUGAUAAUUUCAUUUAUUUUUUCCAAUGCAAAUGGGAAAAAGAAAAUUACUUUUGUGAAUAUUGAGCGCGAAAAUAUUUUGAUGAUUUGUAUAUAACAAAUAUGUACAUGUAAAAGUAGAAUUACAAAUAAUAUAGACUAUAGAGAGACAUAAGUUGAAACUAAAUCUUUUCAUAAAACAUAAUGUUAGGGGAAAACUUUAAAGAUUUAAAGUCAACAGUUCAUUUGUGACGUCGCUGUUUUUUUGCAUGUAAAAUAAUUUACAUUUAAUUAAAAAGAAUGUAUGUUAAUUGUCAACAUUGUGCAAAAAAAAAAGAAUGUAAUAUUUGAAUAUUACAUUUUAAAUCUGGUAAAUGUAGCUUUUAAUAUACUUAAAAAAUUCAAUCGAACAGGAUAAUUAUUUUAAAUUAAUGAAAAAAAAAAUCUGAGGGAAAAAAUUAAUUUUUAUAGAUGUCUAAUUUAUGUAAAGGACAGAAAUCUUAAUUUAAUUUUAACAUGAAAUGCUUUUAAAAAUUUUCCAACUGUCUUUUUAAUUUGAAAACAUUCGUUGUUAUUGAAACUGAUAAAUUAUAAUUAUUCAAUAAAUUUGAAUAAUUAUUUUGGUUUCAUGAAAUAUUGAAAAGUGUUAAUAAAAAAAAAUUCGAAUGUUUUCAAAUGAAAUGAACAACGAGUUAUUGGUAUCUAUUUUUAAAAAAAACAGCUUUUAAUAGCUAACACUUUCAAAUUCGAAUUUCUUCGAAGGAAAAAAUUAGCAUUUUUAACAAUUUGUAAAUCUUGGUUGAAUUACUUUUUGUUUUUUUUUCUUUUUUGUUAAAGUUUUCGACGUUGAAAGUGUGAAGCUUUUAAUGAAAAACUUUUUUUUACAUUAUUUUUUUUUUAAAGUAAUGGAAAUUUUCAUUUAUAAGUGCAAUUUAUGCGAUUAAACGAAAAUAUAGUAAAAUACAAAAAUAAUUUUGAUUAUUUUAUGAAAAGUAAUUUUCAGUUGCAAAUGUGCAUUAAGAUUAAGAAACAAUAAAUAUUAUGUUUUGUAUUUCACACAUUUUUCAUAUAUCAUCGAACUAGUAAUAUUGAUAGAAAUUGGUUUCGCACAAGAUAUAUAAUAUAUCUAAAAGUUAUGUUCUAUCAGAUACAAAAAAAAAGUGUUUUAAACUUAUGUACAAUUAAUUUAAAAAUGAGACUUUUCUACUUUUAUAAUUCGUAAUUAAUUUCUUCAAAUUUUGAACAUUAAUUGAUUGUAAAACUUUUUGUUAACGACAUAAUUUCGACGCAGCACAUGAUUGUAAAUUAUUUUAAAUUUAUAUUAUUGAAAUUUAUUUUCAUUUUGGAAAAUAUUUUGUUUUUUAAUUUUUAUUUCUUCUAAGUGAUGAAGACAAAAAAAAGGGUAGCAAAGAAAAAAACAUUGAAAUCGAAAAAUUGAAAUGAGAUCAUAAAUUGAAUUCGUUAGUUUUUUGUCUCAAAUCCCAAGUUUGGUGAGUGAAUUUUUGUCUUGUUUAAAGUUUUCUUUACAAGACUGUGGCUCACAUGAGUGCACAAUUUGGAUUUUAUGUCCCGUUGAUUUUUUUCUUCGGGACAUUCGCUAAAAGAAGAACUCUAAAGGGUUAAUCCCUUUAGCUGUGAAUCUGUUGAUGUUAUGCGAGCCAGCUCUCUCUCUCUCUCUCUCUGCGGAGAGCAUCUUAAAUCAUAUUUUAUGAUAUAUCACAUAUCCAUCGAAGGGACAAAGAGCAAAAACUAUUAAACGAAAUUUCAAUUUCUUCACAAUUUUUCAGGUUUUUUUAAAAUUAUUAUUAUUAGUUAAUGCAAAAGAAAAUGUAAUUUUAAAAAACAUAAAAAUUUUUAUUUUUAAACACCUAAAAUGUUUUAUUUAACGUUUAUAAUAAUUUAUCUUUUUGUGCUGUUAGAAAUUAUCAUUUGUUAUCAAAUAAUUAAUUUUUGUAAAACAUUCUGAAGAACAAUCUUAUAUGGAUAUUAUAUAUUAAAUUUUAUAUGGUGAAAUUUAGAAUAAUAAAAAAGAGGAGGCAAAAAACCAAUUAUCUGUUGAAAAAAGAAACAGAAUAACAUCAAAAUGUUCCAAAUAUUGACUUAUCUUUUGUAAUGUGAUUUUUUUGAUUUAAAUGUAAAUAAGAACUUGUGUAUAAAAGAAACAGAAAUGCGUGAGAAGUCUAUUUUCAUCAGAAAAAAAACAAUGAUAAAUAAAUAGAUUAAAAUUGAA